This is a messenger RNA of Cladocopium goreaui, 2124 nucleotides long. The record is from the annotation of a GenBank genome assembly. NCBI's taxonomy places the organism in Eukaryota, Dinophyceae, Suessiales, Symbiodiniaceae.
AUGGUAGUGGAGCCCUAUAGGCUCCAAGCCAGGGCAUCCGUGCGCCAGCGCUGUUUGCUGGUGAAUUUGGCCAUCAAGGUCAACACGUUGCUCACGAGACUUCAAGGAGAAGCCUACCAAGCCACUGAACACUUAGCAGUGUCGGACUUGCGCCGUGAAGAUGGUUGGCUGCAGGUCAUUCGAGCCUUGGAUACCCACUAUGCCUUCUUGCCUGAGACCGAGUUGCAUGAAGCCAUAGAUAGUUUUCUGUUUGAUCUGCGGAAGAGGCUGAAGAGGCCCCAUGAAGGUGCCACAGCCUUUGCAUCGAGGUUCAAAACAGCCUUGUCCCGAGUUCAAGCACUGAUUGCACAGGAACGUUCAACAGCCAAGACCAAGAAAAGCAAGAGCAAGGGUUCUGUUGCCAGUGCUGAGCCUGACAAUGGUAGCAUAGAACUUAGUGAUCAGAGUCUGAGCCGAGAUCAAUCAGUCCUGGUAGUUGCCCACCGUGAGCAAGAAGUGCAUGCCAUGGAAGAUGAUUCAUCUGAUCUGCAAGGGCCUUUGACACGUGGUUCAGAUUCCGAUGACGCAUACAUUGCUGAUCAACCUGCCGAUGGUCCUCCUGACCAUGAUGAGAAUGAUUCCGACUUGGAGUUGCAAGAAGCGUAUGAGUUGAAACAAAACGCCAAGAAAGAUUUCAAGAAAUCAUUCAAAAACAUAAAAAGGGAGCCUAAGAAGGGUCAAGGAGAGCAAGAAAGCAAGAAAGCAAGACAGCCAUACUACCCAGUAGUUGCCUUGAGUCAGCCAGGUGGCAGCAGUGCCAGCACUUUGCAGCCUGCCAAUGCCUCAUCUGCACCCAAGCAACAAGAGUUCAGGUAUGACAAGUCCAAGCAGCAGAAAAUGUUUCCGCCAAAGCGUCAGCCACGGAAAGAAGAUGCCCAUUUCACCACUGGGACCGUAACGACUGACUUUGCAUACAUGAAUGUCACACAAGAGUGGAACAAUGAGUCAUCUGGUAGUCCGACCUUGGAUGUUUUGUUGGCCUCCAUGCCUGAGGGUUGUGCAAUCAUUGACACUGGAUGCACUACAAGCGUGAUCAAUCUUGACACUGCAGUUCGCUACCAAAAACUCUUCGAGCAGAAGGGCCUUCCAAGCCCUGAAAAGUGCACUUUGCCAGCUGUUGAGUUGAAGGGCUUUAGUGGAGACCGCAGGAUCACCACAUAUGGACUGAGAUGGACAGUGAAGAUUGGUGAACUUUGGGGAACUAUCACAACGUGUGUGGUCAAUGGCCCUACACCUUUCCUUUUAUCGAGGCGAGUCCUAGAAGGGAUGGAAGCCAAUCUGGAUAUGGGAAAAGGGACAAUCAGCAGUGCCAAGCAUGGAGUGAAAGAUGUGCCUUUGAAACAUGCUGCAAAUGGCCAUUUCCUCUUGCCGUUUUGUGAUGAGCCUUCCGAGUUUGAACCCACAUGCCCGCGAUCCGAACAAAGUGCAGGCGUAGCCAUCACUGAUGCCGACGAUGGUUCACCUGAUGUCGUCCCCGUGUCAGAGUCCGAGACUGCUGGAUCCGAAUCAGCAGUGCCAAGCAAUGAGCCCAAUGACGCAGCAAAUGCCACAACAUCCAGUUCCAUGGAGAGGCCACGGUUAGAACGUAUCCCUGAAGAUGCUGAGAAGCAGCCAUACUUGAGAAGUAUUGCCACUCAGACCAGUGAGGGUGACAUGUCCAUACAGCCUUGGAACACCCGUGCCGCAGGCAGUGAGAAGGUAAUCCUUUCCCGGCUUCAUGAUGAGUAUGAUCAGGUUCUUGAAGAAUUGAGAGAUUGGUUAGGUCAUGCUUCACCAGAGCAAAUGUUGCGUUUAGCCAAGCGUCGCAAGUCCUCAGCCGAAAUGCAGACAGCCAUCAAGCAGUUCAAAUGUCCAGUUUGUGAAGAGCUUGAGCAAAUCAUAUGCCCGACAGGCCACUCCAUGGCCGAAGCAUUCCACAAUGUAUGGGCUCGACCAUAUGGCCUUCCAAAUACUGUUUACAUGGUCCCUGCCAUGGCUGAUGUCAGUAAUGAGUUUCAAACUUACCUUGCACAGAGUGACAUCAAGCUUGUGCUGGCUGCUGCAGAAUCCCACUGGCAGAGUUGGGUGGCAGUUGUGAGGUCAUAG